CUCUGGUCAUGCCAUUUUCCAUGUGCCUUGCUGGGGGCGAGUUUGAGCCCCACAAGCAGAGAGAGAGCAGCUAUUUUGAAAGUGACCCCUCAUUCAGGCAGCGACUCUGCAGCUGUCAGGAACUAUGACUGAAGAUGACGGAUUCUGUUGUCGUGGAGGGAUAUGCCAGACUCAGAGAUGGAAAAAAGUGGAAAACUAGGUGGCUCGUCCUUCGCAAGCCGUCGCCUGUAGCAGACUGCCUCGUGCUGCUGGUUUUUAAAGACAAGUCCGAGAAAGCACAGGGCAACAAGGAGAGAGCCAGUGUCACCUUGGAGGAGAUCUGCGGCCUGGAAGCGGGACAGUGGUAUGAAGGUGUGGCUUUUACUCUGGUCAUCCUCUGCCUGAACCAGACUGUGCUACUGGGUUUCGACAGCAGGGAGGCUCUGCAGGCGUGGGACGCCCGCCUACGAUACAGCCUCGGGGAGGUUCACAGAUUCAGUGUUGCAGUCUUACCAGGGACCAAGUUGGAGAGCGGACCUGCGGCUCUCCAUUUGUGCAACAACUUACUCGCUCUGUCGCGGGACGUCCCUCCUGUUAUCAUCGGCCACUGGAACCUUCCAGACCUGCGCAGAUAUGGACCUGUACCCAAUGGAUUUGUGUUUGAAGGAGGAACAAGAUGUGGUUACUGGGCCGGUGUUUUUCUGCUCGCAUCUGCUGAGAGCGAGCAGAUCAGCUUUCUAUUCGACUGCAUCGUCAGAGGCAUCUCCCCCACCAGAGGCCCCUUUGGACUGCGGCCAGUUUUGCCAGAUCCCAGCGCCAGUCAGACCAAUUCAGAGGAGAAGUUAAACCAUGAGGCUCAGGAGCUGGAGAAACGACUGAGCAUGCUCUCUCACAGGAGCAGCACAGUGUCGUCCACGUACUGCCCGUCUGCCGGAGGAGACGACCGCAGCAUAUCCGGUUCUUCUGACACGUCAGACACCAGCCAAUCGGACUGCAGUAUUGGCAGCCGGCUGGCCAUUUGGACCGAACCGGCCUCAGCUCCGUCUGAAAAUGUCGGCCAUGUGGCCGCUAAAGUGGCACUACAGAGCAUCGAAAAGCUCUCAGUCAGCCAGGGAGCUGGAAGUCGGCCUGCGGCCAAGCCCCCCCGUCAGCUUCAGGAAAUUGGACGUCAGAGUUCAUCUGACAGCGGCAUUGCCACCGGCAGCCAUUCCUCCUACUCUGGGAGUUUCUCCUCCUACACAGGCAGCCUGGAUAUCACCACUGGGGAAGACUUUGGGUCUGUUUUUAGCUUGCCUCCCCACUUGGCUCAAGACCUGAGCCCUUGUACUUGCCCCACUGUUUCUGGACAUGAGUACCAGGUGCCAACAUCACUUAGGUAUCUCUAUGACUCUCCUAAGAGUCUUUUACUAGAGGGAAAUGUGGGUGCCAAAGACAAUGAACCCCCCACACCAACUAAGGACACAUCUGCGCUGCCAGGUCUCACAAUAGAGUCAGCAAAGGGGGAUAAGAGCAGUGUCACGACUUGUGAGGUUCACUAUGAAAAUACUGAAAGACAAUCAUUGAGUGAACACUCACAGGGCCCUGCAGAGGAGAGUAAAAAAAACAAGGUGGUGCCCUCCAGUGAACAUCCUGACCCCUGUCACAUCUGCAGCUCCCUCACAUCUGUCUCCAAAACCAUUGUUACCAUCUGCUCAGUGUGUGGUGGAUUUAAGGGGACACCGUGCAUCGCUGCAAGUGGUUCAGUGAUAGCUGCUGUACCAGCAGAUCAAAGCGUUGACAAAUCACCAUGCAGACCUGGCACUGCCAUUGAAUACAGUAUUGCGGUGAAGAACAUUCUGGAGAAAUCCGGGGCCUCUCCUGGCUCUGGAAGCAUCCUCGGGACGAGUGAGGAUUCGCUGCUGCCAAAACGAGGAAGGGAGAAAUUAGCCAGUCUCUUAGCUGAUCUGCUCGGCUUUCCAAGUGCAGAUAGGCAGCCAGAGGCAAAGCCAAACAGACUUAACUUGUAUGAGUCAAUGAGCCCUGCUUUUGGAAAUGAGCUCAAAUCUGCACCGACUGGCACCUGUGUACCAUUACAAGAUUCACAGCAAGACAGAAGAGCUGUCAUUUAUGAAAAUUGUUUGAAGUGUCAAAGAGACCACUGCCAGCCUCCUCCCCGGGUCGUACCUGCUGAAAUGUUCCGCAACAGGAACAUUUACUCUUCGCAAACCUUUCCAUCCAGGCUGAACCUCAAGAAAAGCCAAGGACAUGAAGUAGCUGUUAAUGAAGAGCUGCUCUAUCAAGCUCACAGUGAUGGAUCACACGGCGUGGACGGGCAGUGUCAGUAUGAGGAGAUGAAUGGUUGCUCAGUGACCAGUGAAGACAAAAGGCUUAAUAGCAAAGAGGAAAGACGAAGAGCUGAUCCUGCUUAUGAGAUCAUGGAGAGUCGAGCGCCGGAGAGGAGCUCUGAGGCAGAAGAAAAAAGCAAGUAUGAGUUAAUGGGCAGCUGUGGUCAGCAGAGGUUCCUUCAAGAGACUGAAGGGGCAGUGUUUGUUUUCCCCCCUGAGGCACCACCUCCUGACAGGCCUUGCAUCGAAGGGGUGACAUACGUGAAUAUUCCUGUUAGUCCCACAUCCAAGAAGCAGCUCAACUACAUGGAGCUGGAGCUGCAGGAGCCAGGGCCUGGCCCCCGAGGGACUGUCACACAUCUACCAGCUCAGAGGAAGAGCUCCACAAAGUACGCCCAGAUUGACAUCACAGCCACAGAGACCGCCCACAAAGUCGGCACGCAGCACGCCCUGGGUCGGCAGGAGGGCCUGCACACUCUGGAGCUGAGACGAAAGGGGACGCCACAUUGACUUCAUCAUCACUGAACUGUUGAUCUCAGCCGGAGGUUUCUGCCCAAAACCGGCCCGCCACAUCAAACUGUAUGCAAGAAUUAUUGCUCUGAGGGUUUUUUUUUUUCAGUCCCGACUGUCCCAACAUCCUCUGAGACUCCUUCUCUGUUCUGUUCCAUCUUUUAAAUGCAGAUUUUUUUCUUGCUUCAGCCGGUCUGCAUAUACCCAAAUCCCAGCAAAUGUCAUCUGCCCAAUAUCUGUGUUUUUUAGAUUCAGACCUGUUAAUGUAUUCACAGAGCAACAGAAAGACGGAGACUCUUUGGAAAUGUUUGGCACAGGAUCAGGAGCAACAUUUCAAUCUUGGUCUCCUUUGUGGACUCAGGCAUCUCAUUAAAUGGCAUUAUGUCAGCACCGGAGCCUCAGGCAAACUUGGAGGAAGAUGUGCCAGUCUUCAGCUGAGUCACCAGCGCCGAUUAACCCCCCAGAGCAGAGGCAUUUCACAGCUCACUCAGGCCAUCCCUAAUAAUAUGCACAAUGAUGUUUUUGUUCUUGUUUGGGAGAGCAAGGGAGAGUGAGAGAGGGGAGGAAGCUGGAAGAUGAUGUUUAUUCACACUCACUUAUUCCUCAGUGGUCAGUAAUCAUUUAUACAGUUACGCAAAAGUCUUUUCAGUAUAAUCACAUUUAGGGAAAACUUUUCAUCCAGUCUUACUCAGAACGCUGCACAUUUCAGGCUAGUUCACUGUUAAAAGAUUUAUGUUUAUAUACCAUAUGUUAGAGCAGGCAAAUUAAUGGCUCUGCAUAAAACUUCCAUAUUGCACAUGGCGAGUUUUGUUUGCCUUGGUAUGACUAAUGGAUUUUUUUCAUGAACAGAAUCUCAAUGCUGCUAUUAUGUUUUUUGUGUCAUAUAAACUGGGAUUUACUGUGGAAAAUCUCUUCAUAAAUAAUACAAAACAGAGAUGAUGCUGAACUUUUUUGGAUCUUUUACUCAAACAACAGAUGUCUCCUAAAACUGAUUAUCUGGAUUUCAAAAUUAUGUAUUUGAAAAGUUUUUUUUUUUUUUAAUGAACUCACUGAAGAGGUUAAAAUCUCAUCCUUUUAUUAGUUUUCCUUAUUGUGUGUGCACCUAGGCAUUUUUACUGAAAGUGCAAUUAUAAAAACAAUUUGGUUUGUGUUAUGUAGAGCUGCUCAUCUUAGUCAAUAUAUUGUUUUUGUCUCAUACUCUUCACUUUAUUUUGAUAUGUCAAUACAUUUUCUUUCUAUGCAGGUGAUAUGGAUCGUAUAAUGUAUGUACAGUAAAGAUUUAAGGCAAUAUUUUUUUUCUUGUAAUACUAUGUUUCUUGUAAAUUAUUUAUAACAUUAAGUACUGCUUUGAUGUGUGUGUUGAGGUUUUCUAGCGCUGGAUUAUAUAUGGGACUUUUUCCACCAUGUACAGUUUGUUUUCAUUCAACACUAUGAUGAGGCAUUUUAAUGUUGACAAGGCAGUUAGCACUGAUCACGUUAUCACAAUGUGAUGUUUUGAACUUUUCGGCUAUGGAGUCUAUAAUCAUUUUUAAUUAUAACCGAUGUAUUUUAAAAAGCUAUUACAUAUUGAUUGUAUUGCACAUUUAAAGUUCAAAGUAAAAACAGUAAUACAAAUAUUUAAAUUUGCCAAUAAAUAACUUUCUUAUUUUGCUUUUGAAUUAUGAACCCAUAAUUGAAAAGUAUCAAAAUAAAUUUAAGAUUUAAAAUUGUUAUUCCAUUUACUUAUUUGUCUGUCUGAUGUUAGACACCCUCUGAUGGCAAUAUUAGACAUCUACAUGUGUUGACCAGCAAUAUUUAUAAAUAAAAAACAAUAUUUACUCUAUAA
Messenger RNA from Seriola aureovittata, 4638 nucleotides. RefSeq names its product protein Dok-7-like. Gene Ontology annotation, molecular function: protein kinase binding. Lineage: Eukaryota; Metazoa; Chordata; Actinopteri; Carangiformes; Carangidae. The record is from RefSeq and is a predicted model, not a curated record. The transcript has 13 exons. Bases 135 to 2813 code for a protein of 892 amino acids. Gene Ontology annotation, biological process: neuromuscular junction development; positive regulation of protein tyrosine kinase activity.